UUAUCAACUAAAUAGUUAUCAACUAAAUAGCCUAAGAAAAUAUAGUAUGUCUACAAUUCAGGCGGGCAGGAAAGUUCUUCCAACUAAUGUUAAGCCAAUACAUUAUUUUGUUUCUUUAAAUCCCAAUUUAGAUGAUUUUAUUUAUGAUGGGAGGGUAGAGGUCACAUUGCAUACUUUAAAGAAGACUGAGAGUAUUAUUCUUCAUUCUGUUGAUAUUGAUAUUUUUAAUGUACUUCUUGAAUAUAAUGAUAAGAGGGAUGUAUUAACAUGAUAUAAAAUAAAUGAAUAUAAUAUUUUUUUUAGAAUUCCUUCUCAGUCUAUUACUUAUGAAAAAGAUGAGCAGACUGCUACUUUUUACUUCACCGAGUCUAUUCCCCCUGAAAAAAAAGUCAAGCUUUUUAUAAAUUUUCGAGGUGAAAUUAAUAAUAAGAUGUGCGGAUUUUAUCGUUCGUCUUAUCAAGACAAUAAAACUAGGGAAAUUAAAUGGCUUGCUUGUACUCAAAUGGAAGCUACUGAUUGUCGCCGUGCGUUUCCUUGCUGGGAUGAACCUGCUCUUAAGGCGACUUUUGACAUUGAAAUUACUGCUGAUGUUCGUUAUACUAUUUUAUCAAAUAUGGAUAUCCUUAGGGAAUCUAUUAUAGAUGAUAAAAGGACAGUUUUGUUUAGUCGUACUCCAUUAAUGUCUACUUAUCUUCUUGCAUGGGUAAUCGGUGAAUUAGACUAUAUUGAAAUGUUUACUUCUGGAAUUAAUAUGCCUAAAAUUCCUGUGAGAGUUUACUCUCCAUUAUCGAAUUUGUCACAAGAUGGCAGAUUUUCUCUGGAACUUGCUGUUAAAACUCUCGAUUUUUUUUCAAAAACUUUUGGUAUUCCAUAUUCUUUACCUAAAUUGGACAUGGUAGCUAUUCCUGAUUUUUCUGCUGGUGCUAUGGAGAAUUGGGGAAUUGUAACAUAUCGUGUGGUGGAUUUGCUUUUUAAUGAAAAAACGGGUAGUGCUGCAACGAAACAAAGGGUAGCCGAAGUUGUACAACAUGAACUUGCGCAUCAGUGGUUUGGGGAUUUAGUUACCAUGGAUUUUUGGGAUGGUUUAUGGCUUAAUGAAGGUUUUGCAACAUGGAUGUCGUGGUUUUCUUGUAAUACGUUCUAUCCUGAAUGGAAAGUUUGGCAAACUUAUAUUACUGGUAGCUUACAGAAUGCAUUAAGAUUUGAUGGAUUUCGCUCAAGUCAUCCUAUUCAAGUUCUUGUGAAAAGUGCUGAAGAAAUUAAUCAAAUUUUUGAUGCUAUUUCGUAUUCGAAAGGGUCAUCUGUGAUACGUAUGUUAUCUAAAUAUCUUGGUGAAGAUGUUUUCCUUGCUGGUAUUAGACAGUAUCUUAAAGAUCAUUCUUAUGGGAAUGCCACAACUGAUGAUUUAUGGAAAGCAUUAAGUGAUGAAAGUGGUAAAGAUAUUCUUAAAUUUAUGAAAUGUUGGACAGAAAAUGUUGGGUAUCCUGUUUUAACUGUUUCUGAAAAUGAUGAUACGUUAAUAGUACGACAGAACAGGUUUCUUGCAUCAGGUGAUGUAAGGCCUGAAGAUGACACCACUAUUUAUUGGGUUCCUUUAAUGUUUAAAACCAUGUCACUAGAUGGAAAAAUAACUACUGAUUCAUAUUUAAUUCUAGAUAAAAGAGAAUUUCAAAUACCUAUAAGCAAUAUAAAGAAAGGUUUUUAUAAAAUUAAUACUGGGCAUUCAGGGAUUUAUAGAACUUUGUAUUGCUCAAAACAACUACAAAGAUUGGGUUCUAUUUCUACAAGUAAUCCAGAGUUCUUAACUGUUGAAGAUCGAGUCGGUCUUGUUGCUGACACUGGUUCUUUGGCCGAGAGUGGUUAUUGUAGAACUAGUGAUUUGUUAGCAUUGAUACUGGGAUGGCAUAAUGAAGAUAGUUUUGUUGUGUGGAAUGAGACUAUAGUUAGAUUAGAAAAUUUAGAAGCAGCUUUUAUCUUUGAAAGCGAACAAAUUAAACAUGCCUUAGGAUUGUUUAAAAAAGCAUUGGUCUCUAAUAAAGCUAGAAAACUUGGAUGGAAUUUUGAUGCGAAUAGCACUCAUAUUGAAAGGCAGUUUAAAACAUUAAUGUUUGGAACAGCUGGUAAAGCUGGUGAUGAUGAAAUAAUUUCUACUGCUAAAGAUAUGCUGUACCGUUACAUGGAUGGUGAUACAACAGCAAUACAUUCUGAUCUUAGGGCUCAUGUUUUUGGAAUUUCUAUACAAUAUGGCUCGGAAAAAGAGUGGAAUAUUGUUUAUUCUAUAUAUAAAAAUGGUACUUCUAGUGAUGAAAGAAAUACUGCUUUGAAACAACUUGGUUUAACACGUGUGCCUCAUUUAAUUUCUCGGACUCUUAAUUUGAUUAUUUCUUCUGAAGUUAAACUUCAAGAUAUAUAUAUGCCUCUUAUUGGUUUAAAAACUCAUUCCGAAGGUAUAAAGGCUUUGUGGAAAUUUUGUAAUGAAAAUUGGGAUACAAUUGAUAAUUUAGUUCCAAGCACUGUUGGAAGUUUAAAAUCAACUGUUGUACAAUUAAUGGUUUCAGGAUUUACAUCUAUAUCUAGUGUACAUGAAAUUGAAUCUUUUUUUAAAGAUAAGAAAAUUCAGGCGUUUGAUAAAGCGCUUUCGCAGUCUUUAGAUGCCAUUAGAGCUAAAGCAUCAUGGGUUUCUAGAGAUUAUGAUAAUGUAAAAGCUUGGCUUGAAAACAACGGUUAUUUGAAUACUACAUAAAAGUUUAAUAUUAAAUAUAUAAUCUCAGUGUAUAUUUAAUAAAU
This is a messenger RNA of Pneumocystis carinii B80, 2787 nucleotides long. RefSeq lists its product as hypothetical. Gene Ontology annotation, molecular function: zinc ion binding; metalloaminopeptidase activity; peptide binding. The record is from RefSeq and is a predicted model, not a curated record. Bases 431 to 2743 code for a protein of 770 amino acids. Gene Ontology annotation, cellular component: cytoplasm. NCBI's taxonomy places the organism in Eukaryota, Fungi, Ascomycota, Pneumocystomycetes, Pneumocystales, Pneumocystaceae. The transcript is spliced from 16 exons. Gene Ontology annotation, biological process: proteolysis; peptide catabolic process.